GUCGAGACCUCCACAAACGGUUUAAGCCAAAAAUUUCCUUUUCCUCCUCGACCGCCAAAUCCGCUCCUAGCGCCUGGCAAUAUGGAGGCUGAACUCCAAGCCCAGAUCCCUGGUCUCGACCAUAUCAUCUCGGAAUACUCGGUGGGUUAUUUGACCCAUGCCGCAAACCUCUACGUCGACGAUGCCACCAGCCAAUCACCCUUGGCAGAAGCUGCCGAGUCUGUCACCGAACUCCUAGUCUCCGCCUCGGGAGACUUCUCCCCGCAAAAUUACGAGGCGAUCGGCAAUCUGGUUGAGAGAUUCAUCACGGCCCUGAGCUCUUCCAAUGGUGACCCCGAGCGCAGACAGAUGCCAUUCAAGGCCAAGAAGCUGGACCAGGCCAUCAAUGUCGGUUUGACUGGAAACACCGUCGACUUGGAAUCUGCAAAUCUCAGAAAGAUGGAGUCUAAGGUGGACAAGAAGAAGCUCGAGAAGGCCGAGCGUAAGAUUCGUGCCAAGCAGGACAAGAAGCAGAUGAAGAACGUUACCUACGAGGCUUCUCGCUUGCUCCAGCAACCAGAUGAGGCUAUGUCUUACGAGGAGUUCUUUAUGGCCGUCAACCCUCUGCAACUGGGCUCCGAUUCCCAAGCCAAGAGUAAAGAUAUCAAGCUGGAUAAUAUUGACAUCUCUAUCAGUGGUCUCCGCAUUUUGACGGAUGCUGCCUUUACACUUGCAUAUGGCCGCCGUUACGGUCUUGUCGGACAGAACGGUAUUGGUAAAUCUACGCUGUUGCGAGCUUUGAGUCGCAGAGAAAUCCCUAUUCCCACCCAUGUUUCUAUUCUUCAUGUUGAACAAGAAAUCACCGGUGACGACACCCCCGCUUUACAAGCAGUGCUAGAUGCCGAUGUGUGGCGGAAACAUCUCCUUGGGGAACAAGCGAAAAUCUCGAAACAACUGGCAGCUAUUGAAGAAGAAAGAUCUUCACUGGCUGAUACUUCGAAGGACGCUGCUAGACUUGACGAGGAACGCGAGGGUCUAGAUAUCACGCUGAACGAUAUUUACGGAAAGCUUACCGAGAUGGAGUCCGACAAAGCCGAAUCUCGUGCAGCUAGUAUCUUGGCUGGUCUCGGUUUCUCCCAAGAGCGCCAACAAUACGCCACUAAAACCUUCUCCGGUGGUUGGAGAAUGCGUCUAUCGUUGGCACGAGCUCUGUUCUGCGAGCCCGAUUUGCUUCUUCUCGACGAACCGUCUAACAUGUUGGACGUUCCAUCUAUUACUUUCCUUUCCAAUUAUCUCCAAGGAUACCCUAGCACUGUCCUUGUUGUCUCUCACGAUCGUGCAUUUUUGAACGAAGUCGCUACGGAUAUCAUCCACCAACACUCCGAGAGACUGGACUACUACAGGGGUGCCAACUUCGAAAGCUUUUACGCAACUAAAGAGGAGCGACGGAAGACCGCUAAGCGUGAAUAUGAGAAGCAGAUGGCCGAGAGAGCUCACUUGCAAGCCUUCAUUGAUAAGUUCCGAUACAAUGCCGCCAAGUCAUCCGAAGCACAAUCCAGAAUCAAGAAACUUGAGCGUAUGCCCGUUCUUGAAGCCCCUGAAAGCGAAUACACUGUGCACUUUGCCUUCCCCGGAGUCGAGAAGCUCUCACCCCCUAUUGUCCAAAUGUCCGAAGUUUGCUUCGGCUACACCCCCGAUAAGCCUCUUCUUAGAAACGUCGAUUUGGAUGUUCAACUCGAUUCACGUAUCGGAAUUGUUGGACCUAACGGUGCUGGUAAGACCACAGUACUGAAGCUGCUCACCAACCAGCUGGAACCAACAAAGGGUCUCAUUUCUACGAACUCGAGAUUGCGUAUUGGUUUCUUCGCACAACAUCACGUCGAUGCUCUAGACAUGACAACCAGUGCAGUUGGAUUUAUGACCAAGACGUACCCCGGCAAGACAGAUGAAGAGUACCGACGCCACCUGGGAGCAUUCGGUAUCACUGGUACGACUGGUCUCCAGCGGAUGGGAUUGCUCUCCGGAGGUCAAAAAUCCCGUGUGGCCUUUGCUUGCUUGUCCUUGACCAACCCCCACAUUCUUGUUCUUGACGAACCUUCUAACCAUCUGGAUAUUGAGGGUAUGGAUGCUUUGGCGGAUGCUCUUCGAGUGUUCGAGGGUGGUGUUGUGAUGGUUUCUCACGAUGUGACUAUGUUGCAGAGUGUGUGCACCAGUCUCUGGGUUUGUGACGGUGGUACUGUGCACAAGUUUGACGGCACCGUCAAUGCUUACAAGAAGAAGAUCAGUGAACAGGCUGAUGCUGCCGGUGUUGUUGCGAAGCACUAG
This is a messenger RNA of Penicillium soppii, 2304 nucleotides long. RefSeq names its product putative AAA family ATPase GCN20. The transcript has 4 exons. The record is from RefSeq and is a predicted model, not a curated record. Lineage: Eukaryota; Fungi; Ascomycota; Eurotiomycetes; Eurotiales; Aspergillaceae. The annotation marks the transcript as partial. Gene Ontology annotation, molecular function: ATP binding; ATP hydrolysis activity.